AUGAGGACAGUCACCAUACUUGGUCGUCGAAGCAUACAGCAUGGAAUUCGGUCAUGGAAUCGACAACAACAACAACAACAACAAUCUGCAUUGUUAUUGCCAUCCUCCAUGCUCACCAGCAUCCAACGAGUGCAAUCCCUACCAAGAAAAUUCUCCACCGAUCCACAAGAUGAUAUGUCCACCACCACAGCAGAAAAAUUGCAACGAUUCGAAGACGCCAAUCCCGAUCGGAUUCGAGACAUUCAAGUCAAUCCAGAAGGAAUUGGAAGUCAAAUCUUACCCGGCAAUUUGGUCUACAAGAAAUACCGAUUCUCGGGGAAUACUCGCAAGGUACCUCUCGAAUUGGUCCACGGGUACUUUUGGAUGAUGUGGGAUUUGCGCAGAACGGGACACAAGACGACCUUGAGCAACGAGACCCUAAUUCCUGCGGAGCAAGCCCAACUAUUUCCAGUCUUGCAGGGAGUCCAAUCCUUGAACGACACUAAAACCGACUUGCCCUUUUUCUUUGUCGACGAUUCUCCCGCGGCGAAAAAAGUGACCUUGCUCAGCAUUGCCUUUCGAGAUUCCGGUUUCAAGUCCAUUCCUUCCUGGACCGAUCCCUUUCAAGAGGCCUUUGACGACAAUGAGAAAGUGGGAACCUUGAAAUUGUCCAUUACCGAACGCCUCUCCUUGUAUCCCUUUCGAGGACCCUUGACCAGGGUCAUGAAGAAGAAUACGCCAGAAAAUGAGCAUGAUAGCACACUAGUGUAUUUUGGGACCGAUGUUGAUGACUUUCGGGAUGUUCUGCGCAUGCACAAUAUCAUGACCAACUAUGUCUUUUUGAUUGAUGACCUUGGUCGAAUUCGAUUUGCUGGCUCGGGGCCUGCGACAAAAGACGACGUGGCAAAGGUGAUACAAUUUGCCAAAGAACUGGCCAAGGAAGAAGAGGAACGGUCGUCCAGAACUGCCAAACGAUCCAAGAAUAAAAAACGAUAG
Cylindrotheca closterium is the source of this 975-nucleotide messenger RNA. Lineage: Eukaryota; Bacillariophyta; Bacillariophyceae; Bacillariales; Bacillariaceae. The record is from the annotation of a GenBank genome assembly.